UUGGUAAGAAAGGUUUCGAAGUGAUGUCGCCCUCGUUAUUAUAACCGCUCUUUAUUUCGCUUAUCAACAUUGUUAUAAAUUCCGCGAGUAUUCGAUCGACGAAGUGAUUAUAAUUCGCGAUUUGUGAGAAAAUGGUAUUGGUAGAUUGCGCGAUUCAGAAUGGUUCUGUGGAAAUGGUCACCCAGCGUCAAAUUACGAAUAAUAUGUGUACGAACGGUAUCCUCACACAAUUUGGAGCAAUCAGAUCAGAAUUCACGGAAUCUUUACCGCCUCAGCCUUCGUCAGACUCAAAUUCAUCGGAUAGCUCGAGCAGUGAAAUAAAAUACUUCAAAUACAUACCUUCGUUACCUCCACUACCAAACCUACCGCAAAUAAAACCCAAAGCAUUUCAAUAUGUCAAAUCCUCGGGAUACUUUCCAUCGGCGGAAUUACACCAUAAAGUCAAUUCCAGUCGUCUCAAAGUACCUUCGAAAUUCAUUAAAUCUUCGAUUCAAGUAUCCAAACGAGCUGAAAAUUUGGCGCUGAAACCAACGAGUUGCUACAGUGUCAUCGCAUCUCCACCUAGCAAACGUAUCAAACCAAUGGUGAAAGCAUUGGGGUCGCGAUACAAAGAAAAUCUGCAGUUGGUUUUCGAAAAUAGACGUCUGUGCUUAGUAACGACUCGUGCCAACGAUCAAACUGGUAAAAUAACGCUACGAAGAUGGGUUUCCGAACCUUGUUUCGCUGUCGAAAACAAAACCAACGAAAAUCCUCAAUACAAAAGGCGUCAUUCGGAAAAAUUCAGUUUCGAUGAAAAUACACCUUCGUUUAAACUAUUCGACAUACCAACGCCAAAGAAAACGCUAGCUCCAAAAAUGACCAAUGGUAGAUCCUCCACCUCCAACUCAAAGUCGAGAAAUACUUCGAAAAAUCCUCAAAAAACGCCAUCGAAGUCGUCCACUGCAGCGACGAAUUCGAAGAAUGGUACGCUCAAGUUGGCUCGUCCAUCGAUACUCGAACCGAAAAAACCCGAAAAUAAUAUCGUAGGUCGUGUUCAUACGAGAAGAAAAACGAAUCAAGGCACGCAGGUUGAGCAAACGACUAAAGAAGUUGAAUCGCAAACUGAUUUCAACCAAGAAGCUAAAGAUCGCCCUGUUCCUCGUAAAAAGCAAAGCACUCCUUCGACAGAUGAUAAAAAAUCAAAAGAGGGUAUGAAAAAGACAGUGAUUGCUCCUUUCAGUUUCAUGGAUCGAGUACAAGCCCUCUUAGAACGAAAGGAGAAACGCAAAAAUAAGAUCGAUAAAACAUACGAAAUCAAACGAUGGGCCAGGCCGCCGCUUAUCCUGAAGAAAAAACCUUUCAAAUUAUCAUCGAUGGAGAAAAAAAUCACCGUACCAGAGCCUAUGAAAUUUGAAACCGAUCUUCGUCGCCAGAAAUGGGAAGAGUUCAUGAGAGAAUUCAAUCAACGCCAGCAGGAACAGGAAAAAGAAAAAGAGACCAUCAAGCAGAAAGAAAUGACAAAUUUCAGGAAAACACUAAUACCUAAAAUUCACACAGUACCUUAUAAAAAACUAGGAAUCAAACCAAGAAAACGUUUAGUUAGCCAGUUUCGAAAACUAAGAGAACAUUCGACCAAAAUGGCCGAGUUUAACUACUCGUCCGAAGAUGACCUCAAUGGUAACAAAACAAGAUCCGGCGAUCGGGCUAAAUUUGCCAAAGUGAAAAAAUCCAACCGAAACGAAUCAACGUUCAAGAUUAAAAGAAAUUCUCACAUGAUUUCCACUCAAAAUGAAUUCAACUCGAAUUAUAAAAAUUUCUCGAAAAAGAAUAAAAAUUCAAACUCACCUAACGAUAAAAUGUUGUCCAUCACUCAGAAAAUAUCCAUCAAAGAGAAAAACAAUUCGAAUGUGAAAAAUUCACGAAUGUCGUCUUCCGAUGAAAACAACACUGUAAAAACAUCCUUUCAAAAUAGAAACGAGUCGCGUAGAAAUUUCUCCACAUCGAUCAAAAAUAGUUCACGAAGUAAUUCGUAUUCGGUGAAAGACGAUUUUGACGGUUUGUACGAAAAAAAUGCAACGGCUUCGAUCAAUUCUAAACAACAAUUCAAGGUAGCACCAGCUGUGAAAACGCAGAGGAAAGUUUUUUAAUAAAGUUAGAACCACAAAUUACAUAUACCUAGACCUACCAUCCUUCCUACCUAUUAUGAUGUUUCUAUAAUAGAUUUUUUUGUAUAUGCUCUAUUAUUACAAAGUACUUCAAUAGUGAAUUCAAUAGGAAAUGCUCAUUAAAUCGUUCUGAACAGACCUUGAUCAGCUAACUAUUGCACUUUUUUCAAACGCCUGCUGAACUCGCUACUUGAAUACAAACAAUAAUAUUAUGCAUGUGAAUUAUUUUUAUUCGUCUUUUUAAAAAUCUUUUGUCAUUAUUAUGUAUGUAUGAAUUUGUAUUUUUGUGCAUACCUACCUACUUAUACAUAUGUAAUUAAAUUUAAAACAAAAUUAAAUACCUAUUGAAUGGA
Molecule: messenger RNA, 2497 nt
Organism: Planococcus citri (citrus mealybug)
Lineage: Eukaryota; Metazoa; Arthropoda; Insecta; Hemiptera; Pseudococcidae
Product: probable serine/threonine-protein kinase tsuA
Exons: 2
Coding region: 132-2126 (664 amino acids)
Source: RefSeq, a predicted model, not a curated record